Molecule: messenger RNA, 1425 nt
Organism: Plasmopara halstedii
Lineage: Eukaryota; Oomycota; Peronosporomycetes; Peronosporales; Peronosporaceae
Product: U3 snoRNP-associated protein (contains WD40 repeats)
Exons: 1
Coding region: 1-1425 (474 amino acids)
Cellular component (GO): small-subunit processome
Molecular function (GO): protein binding; snoRNA binding
Source: RefSeq, a predicted model, not a curated record
AUGGGUUCAUCAAAGGUGAAGCACCGCGUCGGUCGAGCGUCAACCCAGCCGCAGCGCAAGAAGCGCGCGCUUGGAGAUGACACCUUUGACUGGGGGAAGAGUGAUAGAGAAGACGUAAUUGCGUCAGAUAGCGAAGAUAGUGCACAUGCUGGCGAUGCUAGUGACAACGAAAGCGAUGUGGAGCAGAAAGAGACAACACAGGAAAAGCGUUUGCGUCUAGCAAAAGAAUACCUGGGUAAAAUUACGGCGCAGGAGAUCGGCGAUACCGAUAACGAAGGUGGUGAAGGUGACGGCGUGGAAGAGCGCUUGGGAGAACGGCUGAAGCAGGACGCACUAAAUGCGAUGGGCAAGCUCUUUAAGAAGGUCGCGGCCGAAUACUUGGACUAUGAGUUUGAUAUCGCUUCGACCAAAUUUCUUAGAGGUCACCGCCUGUCUGUUACCAGCUUAUGUCUUUUGGAAGAUGGUGAGAUCGCCUAUUCAGGCGCCAAGGACGGAUCGCUGCUGCGGUGGGACUUAAAACAGCAGAAGAAGAGAGAGAUUACGCUGCCUCACGACGAUGUGGCUGCCGAGAAAGCGACGACAGACAGAGAUCGCUGCAUUUUGGCGUUGGCUGUCAGCUCAGAUGGUAAAUUUCUAGCCAGCGGUGGCCGCGACAAGCUCGUUCGUGUGUGGGAUGCGAAAACAGGUCAACUGAAGGAAAGCUUCUCAGGACAUCGCGAUGCUGUGUCAGCGCUGGCUUUUCGUCUGCGAUCGCAUUCACUGUUUUCAGGAUCGUUAGACCGAUCGAUCAAGCACUGGAACCUCACUGAAAUGGGAUACGUUGAGACACUUUUUGGUCAUCAGAGCGAGGUGAAUGCACUUGACAGCUUAUACAAAGAGCGGGUGGUGAGUUGCGGUCGUGAUCGUAGUGUGCGUCUGUGGAAAAUUCCUGAAGAAACUCAGCUGGUUUUUUACGGCAACUCGGGCUCAAUAGAUUGUGUCGGAAUGGUCACAGACGAAUACUAUGUUACAGGUGGAGAUGGCGGUUCUCUUUCCCUUUGGUUUAACGGCCGUAAAAAACCCGUCUGCGUCAUCGCCAACGCUCACGGCGGCAAGUGGAUCAACAGCGUGGCUGUCAUGCCGCGCACGGACCUCAUUGCUUCCGGAUCAUGUGAUGGGCACAUUCGAUUGUGGCAAGCCAACCUCCAGGAACGCUCACUCAUCUUUGUGGCUUCGGUUCCGCUAGAAGGAUUUAUAAAUGCACUGUGUUUCGAUGCCAAGGCUCGCUUUUUACUUGCAGGUAUAGGUCAGGAGCACCGCCUUGGUCGAUGGGAAAAGUUGAUUGUUAAAAAUGGCAUCGCGAUUAUAGCUUUGCCAAACAUUGAUCGCGAACAGCAAGAGAAAAAUGGGGAUGUAGAAGCGGCUGAAAGGGGUUGCGAGUGUUAA